This is a messenger RNA of Purpureocillium lilacinum, 261 nucleotides long. NCBI's taxonomy places the organism in Eukaryota, Fungi, Ascomycota, Sordariomycetes, Hypocreales, Ophiocordycipitaceae. The record is from RefSeq and is a predicted model, not a curated record.
AUGCGCGUGGAGGCUCUAGCGAAUGAGACGUGCUAUUCGGACAUCACCUGUUUUCCAUUUGGACACCACAAGACGUGCCGGGGCCGCCAAAGGAGGCAAAUAUGGCAUGCCGCAGUAGGGCUGGAACUGGCCCCCCGCGACGUGUUCGAUUGCUGCUGCAGUCGCGCCGCCGCUUGGAGGUGCCUUGGCUCGUGGUGUCUAAAUAGAAGACAAGUGAUGUCUAAUAGCACGUCUCGGACGGACAACCCAUCCGCCACUUAA